Ornithorhynchus anatinus (platypus) is the source of this 7898-nucleotide messenger RNA. It is a transcript of the gene INPP4B, whose product is annotated as inositol polyphosphate-4-phosphatase type II B. The record is from RefSeq and is a predicted model, not a curated record. The coding region runs from base 477 to 3269 and encodes 930 amino acids. Gene Ontology annotation, cellular component: cytoplasm. The transcript is spliced from 26 exons. Gene Ontology annotation, molecular function: phosphatidylinositol-3,4-bisphosphate 4-phosphatase activity. NCBI's taxonomy places the organism in Eukaryota, Metazoa, Chordata, Mammalia, Monotremata, Ornithorhynchidae.
CCCUUCAGUCAACUUCUCCACCGCUUCUGGACUUUGCUGCACGUCAUGAACAAGACAGUCAAGCAGAAUUGACAGUGCUGGACUUUAGAAACCAGGCUGGUGGCACGGUUGACACUUCCACGGUCACUCCACCCUAAAAGGAAACUGUACCAGUCUUGAUGCUGACCAGCUGAAUCACUCUCAAGUGGCCUCAGAACUGAGAGAGAUGGUGGCAUCUGAUAGAAAAUCAGCAACUUUUAAUGAAAAUUCAGCUCGAGGUCUCUGAAGCUGGGGAAAUAGGAAUCUUGGAGGAGGGUCAGUUUGCCAGAUGCAGAAAUAAAGAAAUGCAUCACUAAUUAUCAAGUUUAGGAGUGGAAAGCCUGCCUUUCACCUCAAAGCUGCAACAGAACUAGUCUCCCAGUCUUGGGCCGAGGAGAGUGGACAGGCACGCUCGGACGGUUUGGCGCAUUAGAAUUCAACAACUGUCAAGCCCGAUCAUGGAAAUCAAAGAGGAAAGAACAUCUGAGGAAGGACCUCACUUUCUCCCCCCAGCCCAGGGUAAUGAUCUAGGGGAGCUCCGGUGCACAAGUAUUCAGAGUACUGCUAAUGAACCAAAGUUGGAAUUCAGCCUUGCAUGUAAAGAUCUUGUAGCCGGGGCCCGUGAUCGGAAGUUGAACACGUUGGUGCAGAUCUCAGUGAUUCAUCCAGCAGAACAGAGUUUGACGAGAUAUUCAAGCACUGAAAUUGUGGAGGGAACAAGAGAUCCACUGUUUCUGACUGGUGUGGCAUUUCCACCAGACUACCCCAUCUAUGAGGAAACCAAAAUAAAACUAACCGUCUAUGAUGUCAAGGAUAGAGCUCAUGACACGGUCCGCACCAGUGCCCUUCACGAACACAAGGAACCACAGUCAGAAGUUGGGCGAAGCUUCCUGGGCUGUGCUUGUUUUAAAGUAGGGGAGCUGGUGAAGUCAAAGGAUCAAAAGCUGACCCUUAGUCUGAGAUCUUCAGAUGGUGGAAAAGCAGUUGGUUCCAUAGAAGUCAGCCUAGUGAAGAUGGGGGAAAUAGAGGAUGGGGAAGCAGACCACAUCUCGACAGAUGUGCAGGGCCAAAAGUGUGCAUUGGUGUGUGAGUGCACUGCUCCAGAAGGCAUGAGCAACAAGGACAGCUUGCCUUUAUUGAAUGCAGUGCUAAAAAAUCCAGUGUGCAAGCUAUAUAGAUUUCCCACGUCGGACAGCAAGUGGCUGCAGAUCCGAGAGCAGAUGUCUGAGAGUACCCUUUCUUUUCAUAUUCCUAAGGAAGUGAUCUCCCUGCAAAUUAAGGAAGACUUGAGAAGAAACCAGGAGCUCAAAGACCUUGGCGAGCUUUCCCCACAUUGGGACAAUCUGCGCAAAAGUGUUCUUACCCACUGUGAGCAAAUGGUGAGCAUGUACCAGGACACUCUGACAGAGCUCGGGAAGCAGACAGGGUCUUCCUUCAAGUCAAGCUGUAAUAAAGGAGAGAAGACACUAGAAUUUGUUCCAAUAAAUCUACACGUUCAACAAAUGCAAGUGCACAGCCCCCAGUUGAAAGAUUCUCAGUAUGAUGUCAUCACAGUGGGAGCCCCAGCGGCACACUGUCAGGGAUUUAAGAAUGGCGGACUUCGGAGAUUGCUCAGUAAAUUUGAGAUAGAAAGGAGAAACACUGGAUACCAGUUUAUUUACUAUUCACCUGAAAAUACAGCCAAGGCAAAGGAAGUUCUCAGCAACAUCAAUCAACUAGAACCUCUCAUAUCAACCCAUGCAGACCUACUACUUAAUUCUGCAAGCCAGCAUUCUCCAGACAGCUUGAAGAAUUCUUUAAAGAUGCUUUCAGAAAAAACAGAGCUCUUUGUGCACACCUUCAAGGACCAGUUGGUCAGAAAUGCCCUGUUAGCACUCUACACGGCCCGGCCAGGUUGUGUUCUCAAAAAGCCAACUACACCCGGGAGCAGCAUGGAGGAGAGCAGCCCCCCAGGCCACCUACCUCCGAUCCAACGCCAGGACUCAAUUCCACACCACUCGGAAUAUGACGAAGAGGAGUGGGAUAGGGUGUGGGCCAACGUUGCACAAAGCUUAAACUGCAUUAUUGCGAUGGUGGACAGACUGCUGGAUAAAGACAGCAGAAACAGCAGCAGCAGCUGCAGAAACAGCAACAGCAACAUUGAAGAAACUGAAAAAGACCCUCCACCCUCAGAUCCCAUCGCGGCUCCCACAAGUGAGAACUGGUAUGAGCAGCUGUAUCCCCUCGUCAUUACACUGAAGGAAUGUAUGGCGGAAGUAGUGAAUCGGGCAAAGCAGUCUAUGACUUUCGUGCUACUUCAGGAACUCGCGUGCAGCUUGCCGCAGUGUCUGAUGCUCACGCUCAGGAGAGAUGUCGUCUUUAGUCAAGCACUUGCUGGAUUGGUGUGUGGAUUUAUAAUCAAACUGCACACGAGUUUGCAUGAUCCCGGCUUCCUGCAACAACUUCAUAUGGUGGGGUUGGUUGUGCAAUAUGAAGGACUGCUAAGUACAUAUAGUGAAGAAAUUGGGAUGCUGGAGGACAUGGCUGUCGGCAUUUCCGACUUGAAGAAAGUAGCAUUUAAAAUAGUUGAAGCCAAAUCCAAUGAUUUUUUGCCGGCCGUAACUGGCAGGCGUGAACAUUAUGUAAUAGAGGUCAAACUUCCAGCCAGGGUGUUUGAGUUGCUGCCAUUAGAGAUUAAGGAAGGGAAGCUACUACAUGUGUAUCCAGUACUCUUUAAUGUUGGAAUCAAUGAACAGCAAACCCUUGCAGAGAGGUUUGGAGAUGUCUCUUUGCAAGAAAGCAUCAAUCAGGAAAACUUUGAACUCCUUAGAGAAUACUGUAAGUUGUUUACCGAAAAGAUGCCUCCUGAUAGCCUACACAAUUUCCAAGAGCAGAAUGACUUAAAAGGAUUACUAGAAAAUCUCCAUCAAAAUGUCCAGGCCAAAAAAAGAAAGAAUGUAGAGAUCAUGUGGCUGGCUGCCACUAUUUGCCGCAAGCUGAAUGGAAUUCGUUUUACCUGUUGCAAAAGUGCCAAAGACAGAACAUCCAUGUCAGUGACGCUUGAACAGUGCUCUAUCUUGAGAGAUGAGCAUCAGCUACACAAGGAUUUCUUUAUCCGGGCACUGGAUUGUAUGAGAAGAGAAGGAUGCCGCAUAGAGAAUGUACUGAAGAAUAUCAAAUGCAGAAAGUAUGCAUUCAACAUGCUACAACUGAUGGCUUUCCCCAAGUACUACAGACCUCCAGAGGGGACAUAUGGAAAAGCUGAUACCUAAGUUUUACAAAAUGGUCAUCAGGAAUACACAACUGUUCUAAUAUACACAUCGCUUUAUUAUGUCAUGAAUUGGGGCGGUUGGGGGUGGGGGGAGCGUUGAAACAAGUCUAGGAAUUGAUUGAAUUGGGUUUGAACAGGUGGAGUUAGAAAUUAAAAAUUAUUGUGGGCAGGCGUUUGGAAAAAAAAUGUAUCCCCGGAGAUGCCGUGUUGAACAUUCUCUGUGCCACAGACUAUAAAUUACUGCAUCACACGAGCCACCAUAUCUUUAACUCAGUGGCAAUAAUCAGUGGUACUCGGAUAAGAGCAUUUCAGACCAAACAGGUUGCUACAGGAAAAUGGAAUAUACUUCAGUAAAAGGUAAUCUCCCCUAAGAGACAGACAUGAACAGUGUCCAGUAUGAGUUGGGAAUCAAAGUUCAUUUGAAACCAGUGAAACCUUGUGGUCAUUAGGUCUUCCGAUGUCUGCCGUCAUCGGAAACAUUUGUCAAUUCUCCGUGUGCUGAUCUUCCAACCAAAAUAGAGGAUGGGGCUUGCUUCUCCGCAACCAUCGGCUCCCCUUGUCUUUUCAUUUAGGUGGAUUAAUCUUUCCUUCUCAAAGAGAAAUACAGUGUCGCAGUUGUGCUUCAGAAGAGCUGCUUCCAAACAGCCAAGGAGAGGAAGUUGAAAAGAUUUUCCAAGUGGCCGUGUCUUUUCAGAAAGCUUCCCAAAGUCUUUCUACAUGAGCAACCCAUGAAUUUGCUUCAGUACAGAAUGCAUAAAAUCCAUUUCUUCUGUUUACUUUGAAACCACCUCCGAAAUGAAAUUUAGUAUUUGUUUCCUAACAUCCAACAGUAACACUUUAUGACAUUUUAAGACAGGAGUGGCAAUAAUCUGACUCAGUGUCAACUAUAGAAAGAAUUUGAAAGAAAGCUAGUAAAAGCCAAAGUGAGAGUUUUCAAGAGACUACUGGGUCUAACAUCUUUGAAUCAUUGAAAGGGACAAGAUUCAGUGUAGUAACUAGAAAUUGCUUCCUAGAUAUCAUUAUGGUACAGAAUUUUUCUUAAUGUUAUUCUCUCUUUAUUCUGGCAUAAGUACAAACAAUUAGGACACCUUAUUGAAAAUGUGCAAUAUUAUUUACAUGAGAAACUGAAAUAACUGUUUUAUUUUCAUUUGAGUUUCAAAGACAUUUUUUUCCUCAGUAGACCAGAAUGAUUAUUUGGAGAACCAUAGAUCCUUAGCAUCUAUUGCAUAUUUACAUAUUUCUUUGCUCUUCCAUAAACAAAAUGGAAGGUCUUUAAUAUUUUUGUAAUAGCCUAUUGCCUGAAAUAGCAUCUAGCUAUUUCUACAUUUAGAUGCACAAACUCCUGGUAGAGUCUUGGAAUACAAUUUAUUCUGCAGGAAUGUAUAUAUUUAUUUUCACAGAAUCAUUUUUGAUCUUUGCAGCCAGAGCCAUGUAAGCCCUUUUUAGAGUUUUGAUUGAUAAGCUGAAGACUUUGAGGGUCACUUCAGUGUAUCUGGUUAAGUGGUCUGGUCACCCUUGCUGAAUAUUUCACAGCUACAGGAUAUUCUUCCUAAUGGAAAGUUGGAUCCAAUCAAUUUUUAAACCAAAGUUUAUUGGCCUUUUCUCUAAUGCCCCAGGCUCUCACAAGAGUGUUGAAUUGAAAUCAUGUGAAGACAUUACAUUUCCAUGGCUGGCAGUUAUUGUAGCAAAUCUCUGAGAUUUAAAGUAUAAACCACCGCUAUAUUUUCUAGGACCAUUCACAAAGCAGGUUGUUAUAGUCCAGGUUCCAAAGACCUUAAAAAUUAGAUCAGCUUAAGAAUGAUCCAUUUAAUUUUUUUUAAAAUAGUGAAACUGUAAUUCUGUUAAACCCAAGCAGGACCUAUCUUUGAAAAACUUCUAUCUUUUAAAAAUCUACUCUGAUAAUUUCAUCCCAAAUUCUGACCCCCCAGUGCCACUUGUACAUGGUGAUUUCAAGCAAUCACCGAAGUAUUGUGUGGUUUCUUUAAUGAGACUAGUCUGAUGCUUUUUCUGGUGGGGUCACAUUUUCUAGACUAGAGAAAACAAAUUUAUAAAGACAAUUCCAAACUUCAACAAUUGCAUUUUACUAUAGUUGAUAGCCAUUUCAAACUCUCUCCCUCCUCAGGAAGCUAUUACUUGGAUUCAGACUUCAGGUGGAGAAGUAAAUCCCAAGUAGAAUAUUUUUAAAGCUGUUCUUUCACAGCACUCCCAAGUAGUACUCUGCAUUUGCACUGAGACAGUGCAUCAUUGGAUGAAAUAAUGCCAGAUGACAUUCCUGUUUCCUUACUUAUUGUAAGAGGUGAGGUUAUGUUUUACACUUCCAUUUCUCAGAAAUACCCCCAAAAUAAAGCUAUGAUAAUUUACAUUUUGAUGGAGAAGGAGAAAGCCAUUUCUCUUUUCCCCCAAAGUAUAUCGAGAAGGCUACAGGAAACGGGACUCGGAGCACUAUUAAUGAGACAGAUUACACUUUGUUUUUACAUAGCACCUGUCUCCCAAAGAACACAAAGUGCAACUUGUGUUAGUUAUUUCUACUGUACUCAGAUUGGCACGCAUGCCAUUUUUGUACUGACAAAGUGUUAACUUAUUUAAUGUUGUGUAGCCAAAUACAAUUCAUGUAAAAAUCAUUCCUAAAUUGCUCUACUGUAAAAUGUGUUUAGGAUCGAGUCAUCUGCCAGAGAAACAAGACUCCUUAUCGGGUGGGAGGGAGAUGUUUUUACUCUAUCCUGGUAUGGUAAGAGGCCCUGAUGGAGUAUUUAUUUAUGGUUUCAUUGUUAUUUUUGUCCACCACUGAAUGGUCACAAGAUAGCGAUGAGCUUAGAUACUUACCUCUCUCUGAAUGUCGUGCAAGGGAAGUAUUAGCUGUAUAGAUUUGCAAUGAGCAAACUAGCAAUAUAAGCACAAAAUAGAAGCCAAAAUAUAUUAGCUGAAUCAAAGCAUUACUGAAAGUUCUUUUUAGUAUGAAUUUUUAUGUUUGUAUUUUGGGCAUUUACUAAAAUUAGGACAUUUUAAAAAACAUUAUUCUGCCCAAGUUCCAAUAAAUACCGAUCAAUCUAAAGCUAAACUGUUGGUUUAAGCAAAUUAAACUCUGGCAGUAUGCUAAAUCAUCACAGAUGUUUUAGAUGCUUGAGUUCCAAGAAGUGCAAUAUAUCAUUUGUUUAACUCAAUAUAUGGGUUGCCUUUUGUAAUCUCUUAGGAAAUAAAUUAACUUUUAUCACUUGGUUUAAAAGCUGGUCUGAGAAAAUCUGUGUUCAGCAGUUACCAAGUGGAAUGAACAUAUUGAACACAAGGCAUUCCUAAUAGAUGUGAGGCUUUAAAAAUGAUGGGCUACAGAAAAGAAUGAUUUUUUGGAGUGAUUUGUGUAGUUUAUGGGCCAUUUUGAAAUGAUUCUACAUCAAUUCAAUCCAUCUGCAACAGCUCCCCCCCCCCCCAAAACAUGCUUUUUCUAUAUUUAUGCUGCUUUGCUUUAUAAAGGGAGUUGCAGGAGCAUUAGCCAUGGAUGGUAUCUUUUGUUUCUCUGGCAGGUUUAAAGGGGAGCUGUGCAUCCGAACAGAUGUUCUCUAGGACAAAAUACUCACCUUGAAAAUGGGAAAAUAAAACAAACCUGUUAAGUCAAAUGUUGCAGACGAAUCGAGUAACCUCCCCAUAAAUCACUUGGUAAUGCCUGUUCAAAAACAGUUUGUGAGACACGUUGAGCAUUUCCGUACCCUCGGACCGCAUCGCUAGGCGAUCGAGGGAUCAGAGCAGGUGUUUAAGACAUUCAUGUUCUACGGGAAUGAUUUAGGGGGUUCCACCAGGAAUUGAGAUUGAAAUGUUCAAGCAAGAUGAGAAAUAUUUUGUCAGUGUGCGAAACUGGCAGUCACCCUUGUCACCAUGUUCCUCGUCCCUGGCAACUAUCACUACCUGGCUCCAGCACUGUUGGUAAUCACUUUGGUGCUCUGAGAAGAGAAUAAUCAGUCUCAGACCACAAGUGCCUAAAGGAAUGCUGCAUCCACAGCAGCCUGAGAGCGCCAAGCUCCCUUGGAAAGUGCCAAAUUUGUGCCCCCCUCCAGGCUUGGAAGUCCCUCAUUGGCGGGAGCUGUCCACCUGGCUCUCUAAUUCUGGCCAUAUCUACACUGGCUAAGUCUGUUCAUCCUUGGAUGGAGUUCCUGCAUUUUUCCUCCCUUUGUAUGAUGCUUGUAAUCUUGAGAGGCUAUUUCAAUACUGCGGUUAAUGGAAGGGAUUGGCCAACCGCUUGAAAAUUGGAAGACUAAUCUACCACAUUUAUAGGUAAGUGUAGUCACCUCCAACUUUAUCACGUAAUUCCUUGAUGUACCUCUUCCACUUCACAUGCACAUCCUUUUGUACAGAUGAAUCUUCUUAUGGGUCACUUAUUUUUAUUAUUUUAUCAACUUUUCAGAUCUUAGUGGUACUUGCCAAAGGUUGCUCUGACCUUUGUUUUCUCCCCGUGUACAAUGACCGUUCUCGUUGAAGUGACGAUGUGUCUUUAUUCCCUAGGGAAUGAAGCACAGAAACCUGGGUCGAUUCCUCUCUUUGUGUUUUAGGAGCUGCCAUUUUUGUUUUGUUGUGUGAAAACCAUACCCAUUGUACACUGUGUGUAUAUUUUUGUUUAAAUAAAUGUGAAUUUUAUUUUUUA